UUGUUCAAAAUUCCAGUCCACUUCUCAGAAAGAUUGUAUUUAUUUGUUUUAUCGCUUGACUCAAAAAACUGCAAUGGUAAAGUAGAAGUAUAUCAUGCCCUUAAGCGGUCAGGUAGUUUAAAGAGGGCGAUAACGGAAGUCAAGCAGGACUUAUAUGCAGUAUGUGUAUGUACAAACUGACGCUGUAUAUUAGUACAUACAAAUGUAUAUCAAAAAUGGAUAGGUAACUGUAAAAUAAAAUAUUAAUAACAGCAUAAUUUCGUUUCUGAAAGUAAUGGAAUUUAUUAGUACAAAACGAAGUAGAAAACGCAAACGUAAACGUCGUUUUAUAAGUAAUAAACUGGAACGUCGAGAUCAAAUCAAAAUUGAGGUUAGGUCAAGAAAACGACAAACGAUUGCUACAGCACUUAAUUUCUCAAUAAAAAAAGAAAAAUUUGUUGAUAAUAUGGAAGCAAGUGCUUUUUGGGAAAAUUACAAAGCAGCCCAUGAGUGGCAAAAAAGGCACAAUGUUACUUGGUGGAAAACUCGAUGCUUUGCUUUAGAACAUGAAAACCAUGUACUGAAAGAGACUAUAAGAAAUUUGACAAAUAAUCAGAAUUAUAGCCAUAAUUUAGUUGGAUCUAGCCAAAUUCAUCAACAGGAUGAAGCAGCAAAUGAAGAGCUCAACGAUGGAAAUGAAAAUAAUGCAGACGAUAAUCUUGAAUUCCAAUUAAAUGAAGACAUGAUGAACUUCUUGGCCCAAAGUAUUAGACAUAAAAUAGAACUUAAAAAUAAAAAGGAAUCAGAAGAAGCUGCUGAACAAAGUGAAAAAAGUGAUGAAGAGCCUAUAAAGCAUGGACUUGCAUGGAUUCGCAAAAGAAACGAUUGUGCUAAAUUAUUAUAUGGUGAAGCCAGUGCAAGAGUUUUGGCAAUGGAAACAGCCCUUCAAACCACAAUUGAAAGGCACAUAGACAAAGCUAAGCCACAGUACUGGCCAAAUAUACCCUUAAAAUUAUGAAAUUUAUAUUUAUCUUUUCCUUCAAUAAUUAAAUAUAUUAUCAUGCAUAGGUAUAUAUUUUUUUAAAUAAAAGCAUAAAAUAUUCAGUUUAGAUUAUCUUAGUUUUGCUUUGAAAUAAACAUAUUUUUCCUAAAUACAAAA
Molecule: messenger RNA, 1138 nt
Organism: Nasonia vitripennis (jewel wasp)
Lineage: Eukaryota; Metazoa; Arthropoda; Insecta; Hymenoptera; Pteromalidae
Exons: 2
Coding region: 275-997 (240 amino acids)
Biological process (GO): spliceosomal snRNP assembly
Cellular component (GO): SMN complex
Source: RefSeq, a predicted model, not a curated record